CCACGAUUUUUGCAGAUGCCUCCCGUAGAAAACAUGCCCGACUUAAUGCCGGCCCUCGCCCAGCUUCCGCCACUGUCCUCCGCCGCCGUGCCCGAGGCCCCGGACGCCGCCGCGCCGCGGCAGACGCGAGAGAGGCCACGGCUCCGCCGUCGACCACCCAAGGUCUGCCGCGACGCGGCCCGGCGGCGAGGCGGCCCGUCGCCGCCGAGGCGGCAGGGCGCUGCCAAACGUGGCAGCGUGGAGCGGCCCGGCGGCGCUGGAUCGGUGGCAAGAAUGCGAGGCGGGGGUUCAUCCAGAUCCACUGCCUGGGGCGCAACGUCCUGGUGCCCCAGCGGGCGGUGGAGAUGGACACGUUUUGGCCACCGGGAGCCUGAACAUGUCCAUGUCCACCGCCUGCCGGGGUCCCCGAAAAUGGAUCCUCCGGGCGGCGGUCAUGUACAAAUCCCGCCUCGGAGGGAAGAGCACUGAGCUUAUGUACAGACCUGCUCUUCGCGGUGUGCAGACAUUCUCCGCUCUCGAAAACAUGGGCUUCUGCUAUUGAGCGCACUGCGGGCCGAGCGUUCUGGCGCUGGGAAGCCCUGUAACACCACGCGCCUUCCAUCCCGCCUGGAAGACUGGAGCGCUGACUCCACAGAAGAGGGAUGGCUGGGCGAGGAGUGGCUGCGCCAGCGGCCAGGAGAGAAGCGAGGAGGCAGGAGGAGGAGUAUGGAGCUCCUAACGUUCCAGCGCGGGACAAGCGUGAAAGCACGUGGGUUCCUAAGGCCCCAGAACGGGACAAGCAUGAAAACGCUUGGGUUCCUAACGCUCCAUGCAGAGCGGGACCAGCGUGAAA
Messenger RNA from Prorocentrum cordatum, 832 nucleotides. The record is from the annotation of a GenBank genome assembly. NCBI's taxonomy places the organism in Eukaryota, Dinophyceae, Prorocentrales, Prorocentraceae.